CCUCAUAUGUCAACUUCGCCUCAGACAAAGACCUUGCGCAAUCUUCAGUGAAGUAGGCUGCUCACACCAUGUAGCUCGACAGCCAGCUGACCCUUGUCACAGUCGCGAGCUGCUCAAGACCAAACUACCGACCUCGAGUCCGAUCGAAUUCCCAACCCCGACCAAACUACCAACCACCAGGCAGGCCAACAUGAUCUCCGCCAUCCUUCUCAUCAUCAUCACCAUCUUCAUUCCUCCCCUCGGCGUCUUCUUCAUAGCCGGCUGCGGCGCCGACCUUCUCAUCAACAUCUGCCUUACUCUCUUGGGCUACUUCCCUGGGCAUAUACACGCUUUUUAUCUGGAGUACACGUACUACCACCGGAAGGAGGAAGCGGCUCGUGGUGUUUUCGACAGCCGAAAGGCCCCUGGUGUCUACAGUGAUAACGUGAAUACCGGCGGUCGAGGCUACGGAACGAUGUGAGAGAUGCGCGGGCAAGCGAGAGGUUUUUGCGUAUGAGGCAAGAGGUCGAGUGGAGUGGAGUGGAGUGAGCUGGAAGUCUUCGAGAGCGUGAACUUUGGCAAUUUGAGCGACGGAGAAUGUUUGUAUGAACGUUCUGAUACAGACUUGGUGCUGCUAAUACAUGCUUCUGCCGCGCA
Messenger RNA from Neohortaea acidophila, 636 nucleotides. RefSeq lists its product as uncharacterized. The record is from RefSeq and is a predicted model, not a curated record. Bases 191 to 460 code for a protein of 89 amino acids. NCBI's taxonomy places the organism in Eukaryota, Fungi, Ascomycota, Dothideomycetes, Mycosphaerellales, Teratosphaeriaceae. Gene Ontology annotation, cellular component: membrane. The transcript is spliced from 3 exons.